Messenger RNA from Metarhizium brunneum ARSEF 3297, 267 nucleotides. NCBI's taxonomy places the organism in Eukaryota, Fungi, Ascomycota, Sordariomycetes, Hypocreales, Clavicipitaceae. The record is from RefSeq and is a predicted model, not a curated record.
AUGGUUCAUCCAAGAAUUGAGUGCAACGGCCACGGUGCUGUCCGUAACGAUGAGUUUCUUGAACCCAUCGCGAUUGUUGGUGCAGCUUGUCGUCUCGCUGGUGAGGCAUCAUCGUUGCAUGGCCUUUGGGAUAUGAUGCAAAACUCCCGAACUGCCCACGCCAAGGUGCCCGAAGAACGAUGGCAUGCGGAUGCCUGGUACCAUCCCGAUCCGGACCGUAAAGGCUCUGCAAGUCAAAUCAGCACAUGUGCUUUUGUUUACAUUUGA